AUGGCUUCCCAAACCACCAUCUCUUUCCCAAACCCACACUCAUCAUGGUCCGCCCCUACCAACCCUGAAGUUCCCUCCAUGCAGAUCCACGGCUCCGAAGCCUCAACACCAGGCCCCCCCGGCCACGAGGACCACGUCGCCGGCUUCCUCCGCGACAUCAACGACGGCGUAAACAAGGAGCCCGGAACGGGCCCAUGGUUUGGUACACGCUUCUCCAAGACUAGUUUUGCCAUCUUCGAGGCUUUUCCGGAUCAGGCCAGACGACAUGAUCAUGAUGUCGGGCCGGGUGGCACAAACUUCCUCAGGCUUGAGGACUUGAAGGCGUGGCUGGCAUGGCCGGCGCAGAUGUAUCGGUUGGACGUGCUGCAUGGGAAGUUUGGAGUGCUUUUCGGCGAGGAGGUCAACAGCAGUGCCAUCAGUGAAUAG
Molecule: messenger RNA, 426 nt
Organism: Cyphellophora attinorum
Lineage: Eukaryota; Fungi; Ascomycota; Eurotiomycetes; Chaetothyriales; Cyphellophoraceae
Exons: 2
Coding region: 1-426 (141 amino acids)
Source: RefSeq, a predicted model, not a curated record